CGCUGCCGCUGGGUGGGAGGGGGAGGAGAAGAAGGAGGCGGCGGCGGCGGCAGGAGCGGCAGCGGCCCAGAGGAGUCCGGUGGAAGACUGGACAACGGGUCGGUGUGCACUGCAGCGCGGAGCCCCGGGCGGCCGCCCUCCCCCGCCGACGGGCCUGGGAUGGACUGUUGAAUUAGGAAGCAUCACAGACCUGGUCAUACAACCCGGCUGGCCCACACUCUGCUUUAUUUAUCUGUUACUAGUUAUUUAAAUUGAACUUUUAAUAACCUGCCAGCUGCUCUUCAGACACACAUGGUGCAUUGUUGUCAUUCCCAGAAUCAAGUCUUUGAAAUCCAGGCCCGUGGUAACCUUCAUCGAACAAAGAGGCGACCUAGAGAAUACAUCUGCAACAGGACUUGUCAAACCUGCUGCCCUCUAUCUUUCCCAUUAAGUGUGCUGUCUUUUCCUAGCACAUCAUGGAGCCCACAAUGGAGUAUUGCUUGACACAGGUUCUGCAGAAGGAUGUUGGGAAGAGACUUCAGGUUGGCCAGGAACUGAUAGAUUAUUUCUUGGAUAGACAAAAAUCUGCUGAUCUUGAACACGAUCAGACCAUGCUGGAUAAAAUGGUUGAUGGUCUUGCUACCUCAUGGGUCAAUUCCAGCAAUUAUAAGGUUGUCCUGCUGGGCUUGGACAUCUUAUCUGCGCUGGUGUCACGGCUCCAAGAUAGAUUUAAAGCCCAAACUGGCACAGUGCUACCGAGUUUAAUUGAUAGACUGGGAGAUUCAAAAGACUCUGUGCGAGAGCAGGAUCAAGCGCUGCUGCUAAAAAUCAUGGAGCAAACUGCUAACCCUCAGUAUGUAUGGGACAGGAUUUUGGGAGGAUUCAAACACAAGAAUUUCCGGACGAGAGAAGGGAUUUGCCUCUGCCUUAUUGCAACGCUCAAUGCAUCUGGAGCUCAGAGUUUAACUCUGAGCAAGAUUGUGCCACAUAUAUGUAACUUACUUGGAGAUCCAAACAGCCAGGUUCGUGAUGCAGCAAUAAAUAGCCUAGUAGAAAUCUACAGACAUGUAGGUGAACGUGUAAGGGCCGAUCUAAGUAAAAAAGGAUUGCCACAGUCUCGGUUGAACAUAAUUUUUACAAAAUUUGAUGAGGUCCAGAAAUCAGGAAACAUGAUCCAGGGAUCAGGUGAUAAAAACUUUGACGAUGAUGACUCUGUGGAUGGGAACAGACCUUCCUCAGCUAGCUCCUCAACAUCUUCAAAGGCUCCUUCGACGUCUCGAAAAGGUGGGAUGGGAACUGCUCGCAGAGUUGGAACGGCAGCUGUAGUCUCAAAGACCCCAGUGACUAAAGAAGGAGCUGGUGCUGUGGAUGAGGAGGACUUCAUUAAAGCUUUUGAUGAUGUUCCAACAGUUCAGAUCUAUUCUAGCCGAGACCUUGAAGAAUCCAUAAACAAAAUCAGAGAAAUCCUAUCUGAUGAUAAACACGAUUGGGAACAGAGAGUAACUGCACUAAAAAAGAUCAGGUCUUUAUUGUUGGCUGGAGCUGCUGAGUAUGAUACCUUCUUCCAACACCUGCGCCUGCUCGACGGAGCAUUUAAAUUAUCUGCUAAGGACUUGCGGUCCCAGGUGGUACGAGAGGCUUGUAUCACAUUGGGGCAUUUGUCAUCCGUCUUGGGUAACAAGUUUGACCAUGGGGCAGAAGCCAUCAUGCCAACAAUCUUUAAUCUCAUUCCCAACAGUGCCAAAGUCAUGGCCACCUCUGGUGUAGUAGCUGUUAGAUUAAUUAUCCGACAUACGCACAUCCCUCGACUAAUCCCCAUCAUCACCAGUAACUGUACCUCCAAGUCUGUUGCAGUUAGAAGGCGCUGUUUUGAAUUUUUAUAUUUACUCUUACAGGAAUGGCAAACACACUCUUUAGAAAGGCACGUAUCAGUAUUGGGUGAAACAAUAAAGAAGGGAAUCCAUGAUGCUGACUCUGAAGCACGGAUAAAAGCCAGAAAGUGUUACUGGGGCUUCCACAACCAUUUUAAUCGAGAAGCGGAACAUUUGUUUCAUUUGUUGGAAUCUUCUUACCAGAAAGCUCUACAGUCUGACUUGAAGAACUCUGAUAGCAUAGUGUCUUUGCCCCAGUCAGAUCGAUCCUCUUCUAGCUCCCAGGAAAGUCUCAAUCGUCCUCUGUCUGCCAAAAGAAGUCCAACUGGAAGCACUACAUCACGAGCCUCUACAGUGAGUGCAAAAUCUGUGUCAACGUCAGGGUCUCUGCAGCGUUCUCGCAGUGACAUUGACGUGAAUGCAGCAGCCAGUGCCAAAUCAAAAGUAACGUCUUCUGGAUCAGAUGCUCCAUUCAGCUCUGCUGCAGCUCUGCCCCCAGGCUCAUAUGCAUCUCUUGAUGGUACUACCAGUAAGCCUGAGGGUCGGAUCCGCACGAGAAGGCAAAGCUCUGGAAGUUCUGCUAGUAUCACAUCAGCACCUACUGACACUCGAGGUCGCAGCCGGGCUAAAGUUGUUUCACAGUCCCAGCGAUCCAGAUCAGCUAACCCUGCUGGUGCUGGCAGUCGAUCCAGUUCCCCUGGGAAGCUGCUGGGGAGUGCAUAUGGUGGAUUGGGCAGCGGAACGGCCAGAGGAACCCCUGUGCCAUCAUCUGCUGACAAACGCAGCAAGGUCCCUCGAAGCCAGGGCUGCAGCCGAGAGACGAGCCCAAACAGGAUAGGUCUAGCACGGAGCAGCCGUAUCCCCCGACCCAGCGUGAGUCAGGGGUGCAGCCGCGAUACCAGCCGUGAGAGCAGCCGAGAUACAAGCCCUGCUCGGGGCUUCCCUCCACUUGCCUCUCGACGUCAUUCCAGGUCCACUAGUGCUCUCUCCACUGCUGAGUCUGUUGGGCAGUCAGACCGGUUUGGCCUUGGACAGCCAGGCAGGUUGCCUGCCUCCAUGAAUGCAAUGCGAGUCCUCAGCACAAGCACGGAUCUGGAGGCUGCUGUGGCGGAUGCACUGCUCUUAGGAGACUCCAGGAGCAAGAAAAAGCCAGUGAGGCGAAGAUAUGAGCCAUAUGGGAUGUAUUCUGAUGAUGACGCAAAUAGUGAUGCAUCAAGUGCAUGUUCAGAGCGCUCCUAUGGCUCCAGAAAUGGAGGCAUUCCACACUACCUGCGGCAGACAGAGGAUGUGGCUGAGGUUUUGAACCACUGUGCUAGUUCUAACUGGUCUGAAAGGAAAGAGGGGCUAAUAGGCCUGCAGAACCUACUGAAGAGCCAGAGGACACUGAGCCGAGUUGAGUUGAAAAGGCUAUGCGAGAUCUUCACACGCAUGUUUGCUGACCCCCAUAGCAAGGUUUUCAGCAUGUUUCUCGAAACACUGGUAGACUUCAUAAUUAUUCACAAGGAUGAUCUGCAGGAUUGGCUCUUUGUCCUCCUGACACAGUUACUCAAGAAGAUGGGAGCUGACUUGCUGGGAUCAGUGCAGGCAAAAGUGCAGAAAGCUCUGGAUGUAACAAGGGAUUCUUUUCCAUUUGAUCAGCAGUUUAAUAUUUUGAUGAGAUUUAUUGUAGAUCAAACCCAAACACCAAACCUUAAGGUAAAAGUGGCAAUCCUGAAGUACAUUGAGUCCUUGGCCAGACAGAUGGACCCAACAGAUUUUGUAAACUCCAGCGAGGCAAAACUUGCUGUUUCUAGGAUUAUCACGUGGACAACCGAACCAAAGAGCUCAGAUGUGAGAAAAACUAUGCAUAGUUGGGUAGGUGAGGAUAUGCCAGCUAGACCAACAGCAACAUCAUCUGGUCCUGGUGAAGGAAACUUGGAAGAGAAAUGUAAACAGGCAGCACAGAUAGUCCUGAUUUCUCUGUUUGAACUGAACACUCCUGAGUUUACCAUGUUACUUGGUGCCUUGCCAAAAACAUUCCAGGACGGUGCUACCAGACUACUACACAACCACCUCAAGAACUCCAGUAACACGAGUGUGGGUUCUCCUAGCAAUACAGUUGGUCGAACUCCUUCACGGCAUCCUAGCAGCAGAACGAGCCCCUUAACUUCACCUACCAACUGUUCUCAUGGAGGACUGUCUCCAAGUCGUUUCUGGGGUUGGAGUGCAGAUGGGCUGUCGAAGCACCCCCCUCCCCUUUUUCAGCCUAACUCCAUCCCCGCUGCUCCUUCUCACAAGACUUUCAGGCGCUCUUACUCUCCCAGCAUGCUGGAUUACGACACGGAGAACCUAAAUUCUGAUGAAAUUUACAGCUCUCUUCGUGGAGUCACAGAGGCAAUUGAAAAGUUUAGUUUUCGUAGUCAAGAGGAUCUAAAUGAACCAGUCAAACGUGAUGGAAAGAAAGACAGUGACAUUGUUUCUCGGGAUGGUGGGAUAGCCUCACCAGCCACUGAUGUGCGUGGAAGCAGUGAUGUUGUGGAAGGGGGAAGGAUGGCUCUAGACAACAAAACUUCCCUGCUCAAUACCCAGCCCCCACGUGCCUUUUCAGGACCCCGAACCCGAGAAUAUAAUCCCUACCCAUACUCUGAUACUAUCAGCGCUUAUGACAAGAGUGCUCUUAAGGAGGCGGUGUUUGAUGAUGAUAUUGAUCAGCUUCGGGAUGUGCCCAUUGAUCAUUCUGAUUUGGUGGCUGAUCUUUUAAAAGAGUUAUCCAAUCACAACGAGAGAGUGGAAGAACGGAAAGGAGCCCUCCUUGAGCUAUUGAAGAUCACAAGGGAAGAUAACCUGGGAGUUUGGGAGGAACAUUUCAAGACCAUUUUGCUUUUAUUGCUUGAAACACUUGGAGACAAAGAUCAUUCAAUAAGAGCCUUGGCGCUGAGAGUGUUGCGAGAAAUCUUGAGGAACCAGCCCGCAAGAUUUAAGAACUAUGCUGAACUGACUAUCAUGAAGACUCUGGAAGCACAUAAAGAUUCCCACAAAGAGGUGGUUAGAGCUGCUGAGGAAGCUGCUUCUACUCUUGCCAGCUCCAUUCACCCUGAACAGUGCAUCAAAGUGCUUUGCCCCAUCAUUCAAACAGCGGACUACCCAAUUAAUCUGGCUGCUAUUAAAAUGCAAACUAAAGUCAUUGAGAGGAUCUCAAAGGAAUCUUUACAUCAGCUCCUUCAAGACAUCAUUCCUGGGUUAUUGCAGGGCUAUGACAAUACAGAAAGCAGCGUCCGCAAAGCCAGUGUAUUUUGCCUUGUGGCAAUUUAUUCAGUUAUUGGAGAAGAACUGAAGCCUCACCUUGCACAGCUCACUGGGAGCAAGAUGAAGCUCCUCAAUUUGUACAUAAAGAGGGCCCAGACUACUAACAGCAACAGCAGCUCAUCUUCAGAUGUUUCCACGCACAGUUAAUGGAGAUCUUUGGACAUACCUGUAGACAUAGAAGCAAUCAGCUGUGCCUCUCAGAGACCCUCCCCUCAUCAGCAUGCUCCAUCCGCUGAUGGAAGCCAUGCAGAUAUUUAUUGCAAUCAGUAUUUUUAGUCCUUUUAAAGCUUUUUAUUGUAGAAUAUUAUUGGUAUUGAAUGUAAAGGAAGCAAGGCCUGGGGUUGCAGUCCUCAUUCAAAAAGACUGACUUAGUUACCUGCUAGCAUUCCUAAAACCUGGCAGGGGUUCCAGACCUAUAGAGCACAUUAUUGCUUGAAUCAAAGGGAUUUCUACUGUAUUGAUAUAGACCUUGGGUUUAUAUUAGGCUAUUAAACUUUAAUGACUUUACUUUUAAAUCUGAACUUUUGACCCAUUCCUCCUGCUUUCCCAGUUUCUAGAACAUGUUAUUGUUUUAGUGCUGAGGUUAAACUUUGGAAUGACCUGGCCUUUUCCCAAAGAAACCCGUACUGGUUACAUGAUUAGGCCCCUCCACCAGGGGUUUUUUGUUUGUUUGUUUUUUAUAAUACCAUUGUCCAAAUUGCACAGUUCAUGGAAAUUCUCCAGAACCCUCAGCAAAUUAGAAAUGGUCCUGUCAUAUUUGGCAGACCUAGUUAGUCUAAAAUAGCUUUUUAAAGAUCUGCCUCUGUAUUUAUAUCACGUUAUCCUGAAACUGAUAAGGAACAGUCCCCUAGAUCAUUCAAAUGACUAAAAUGUAUUCUCACCAUGAUCUAGAGGAGGUUCUGCCCACAUGCCCUUUGCUUUCUCUUUUAUUUUUCAAUGGAACAGAACUCUGUUCUGUUACAGGGUGUUUUUUUGUUGUUGUUUUUUGUAGGCAUUGAAUUCUUUCUGGAACCAUUUUGUCUAGCUUUAUGAAAUUUGUUCGUAUGCACUGGCAGUGAAUGCACUGUAAUGUCUCUAAACUGAUGGAGCAUCAGCACUGUCAUUAUCGGAGGAACUGACAUCCUAUCUCUUAGGGAAGAUAUGUAAAAUUUGCUAUUACUGCUGCUUCCAGCCUCAAUAGGGAACUUGGAUUUUCCAGACCUGAUAGGAGCUGCAGCUCAGAUAACCAGGCCUUCCUUUCUUAAUAAAAUACUGCUUCGUUUGUCAACAAAUGCUCCUUUAGUGUGGCACUUGUUCUGUUAAUCAAGGGUUGGCCAUCCUUUGAGUACUCCAGAAGUAAGUCACCUUCCCUAACCCCCAUACAAUCUGGAUUAUUUAUAAUCUCGUUUUGUGUCUAAUGUACAUAGCGAAUAGUUUCCUUCCCUCUUAGUGUUUGACAUGACCCUCUUUCUUUAGGAAGUACUCAAAGGGCUAGCUCAAUCUGACCCAUUUUCAUUCUUUAAAACUGUACAAAUUGGGUGGUGGGGUGGGGGUGGGGUCUCAGAUUUUCCAGGCACAAGGGACUCUUUGGCUACCAAUCCAUACAUGUUGGUGGAGAUAAAUCUGCAUGUUGUUGGCACUGAGGUGCCGGAUGGGGUGGACUCCAUCUUUGCCCAGCAGUGUCCAGAUCUCUGCAGCUGCCUUUUUUCUUGCUGCCUCCUUAUGCAGGGCUUUAACUUUUCAGACCUUUUGAACAAGAGGUUUCUUUUCUUUGUAUCCUCCUCCAUCCUCCCAACCUUCUCCCCCUGCCCCCAAGGCCUUUAUAUAUGAGAAUCCGCACAGAACAACCCUGCUUGCUGUUGGGUUGCCUUAGAUGGUGAUGGCCAUGCUGUUCCUGGGGCACCAUGUUCCCAGGGCAUAAGCAAACAAGCCACUGCAACCCCUUUCACCAUCUGAAGUACUGUAGGUCUCUUAUAUAGUGCUGAAUAAACUGAGGCAUGUGGCUUUUUUUUUUUAAAGGUACACUAUGUGUGCUUGCCUGGAUUACAACAAGACUUUUCUAUCGCUUCCUACUAGCUUCUGAAUAACCCUUAUAAGUAAUGUAACUUGCAACAUUAUCAUAUAAUUCUUCUUUCUACCACCCUCCCAACCCCUUUAUUUAUCAAGUGUAAUAGUUCAUAUUAAAGGACAACAGAGAAAUGUUUGUAGAAUGCAGCAGGACUUUGCUAACAGUAAUAAUGUUUUAAAUGGGAAGGACAGGCUACAAAGCCACUCAAAACAGUCAGCCAUCAGAAACGAAGUUUGUUGGCACAGUGUUCACGUGCAUGUAUUUAAUUUCUAUUUUUGGGUUGGUUUAUUUUGUUUUGUUUUUAUUUUGUUUUUAUUUCUUUUCUUUUCGCAUUUUCGUCAUGUUACAUCCAUAUCUGUAUUUAUAUCUUAUUUGUUUCACUUCUGAGUGUAUCAUGGCAAAUGUACAGAUGUUUUUAUGUUAACAUUUACAUGAUAGAAUUUGCUAAAAAAAUAAAACAAAACCUUUUGAGUUUGCCCUAGAAUAAAUGAAAAUUCAAUUUAA
This is a messenger RNA of Hemicordylus capensis (graceful crag lizard), 7686 nucleotides long. RefSeq names its product cytoplasmic linker associated protein 1 (gene CLASP1). Gene Ontology annotation, biological process: mitotic spindle assembly. Gene Ontology annotation, cellular component: microtubule organizing center; mitotic spindle; cytoplasmic microtubule. The coding region runs from base 456 to 5282 and encodes 1608 amino acids. Gene Ontology annotation, molecular function: kinetochore binding; microtubule binding. NCBI's taxonomy places the organism in Eukaryota, Metazoa, Chordata, Lepidosauria, Squamata, Cordylidae. The record is from RefSeq and is a predicted model, not a curated record. The transcript has 43 exons.